Messenger RNA from Xyrichtys novacula (pearly razorfish), 10981 nucleotides. The record is from the annotation of a GenBank genome assembly. NCBI's taxonomy places the organism in Eukaryota, Metazoa, Chordata, Actinopteri, Labriformes, Labridae.
GGGGGGGGGGGGUACGCUACUCUGAACCUUUCGUCCCAACAAAGCCACCAUGAAGUCUGCAGCUUCAUCCGCGCUUUAGUACUUCAGCGUUUAAAAUGCCGUUUUCAAUCUUCAGGAUAGGGUUAUUUAUUUAUGUUACUUUUCUUGACUGGCAUGAUAUGUAGCAUUUAAAAUAGAAGUCGCCAGGUUACCAAAAGACCUAGCUGCUACAAUGAAGUCCGCAUAGCUAACUCUGUACAAACAGAGCAUGCGUGUCUUCAAGUGCUGUCUGAAAUUAGAUUUGUUUUUCCUUUAAUCCAGAAACACGUGCUCAAUUCCGACCAUGCCGUUAACAAACAAAAACAAACAGUAAGCUAACAGUUAGAUAGCCUAGCUAACAAGCCUAUGGUGCAGACCCAGGCUUACACUACAUGAUAUUUAUGACUGCAUUAUAACUUAAUGAUGUCAAAGUAAUUCAUGGGUUUUACGACGAACAUAAAGUGACCCGGGCAAUUGUCUUCGGACUCUUAUCUGGACUCUGCUGUCCUGAACGUGGGGACUAGUGGAAACUCUGCCAGUAAGUAGCCCACUAUUGUGUAAACGUUUUGUUACAGGAUCUUAGUUUUUAGUUUAAUCUGUUUGUUGCGCGGUGCCCCCUGUCGAAUUUAACAAGACUAUUUUCUCCCACAAAUUCGUGUCGCCCCCUCUUGCCUACUCCUGUUAUUGGCAAAAGUAGGCUAGGGAGCACAAAUUUGUGUUCUUUUGUUACCCGUCUUUGUCAAUCAUUGAGCCUGCCUCAGUUGAGCAAACAGACUAAAUCUGAUCUGAAAGAAUCAAUAGAGCAACGGGUCAGCUGUAAACGGUCUGUCUUUGCUCUGCCUCUGCUUUGUCGUGUGUUUGUGUGUGAGUGUUUUCAACCCUGGUGACUAGGAGUGAUACUAUAUCAGGUAAUAUCACCUUUCGCCUACCCUUGUCUGACCUAGGUUUGUGUGUGGCCCACCUCUAGCUCUACCUCCAACAGCACUCAAAUCUGGACCUGGCUCAGUCCGGCUCUACACUUACUUGGUCGAAAACAAAAUCAAAACAUGGAAACCUCUGGACAUCUUUCCUCGGUGAUGUUAAUUACCUGUCUAUGGCUUCAUCACUCCACGGGCUUCUGGCUCGUGAAUGUUGUAUUUCCUCCAGUUGCCAAACCAAGGGAACAGAGCAACAACACUUCUCCACUCGUUAUCGGUAAGUGUAGAGUGCCAUAGUUUAUUCUGAUUCUCUGUAGAGACUAUCCUGCUGAAUCAAAGACCAGAUUAAGUCUUAUGUACCUGAGAGCUCCAUGCAACAUGUGUCCUCUCAUUUGGUCUGGUCCUGUAAUUUACAGUAUUAUUUGAUUUAGAGGCCCUGUGUUAGAUUUUAAUUAUUAUAUUAUUGAUGUAUAUUAUAUCAUAACUAGAUCUGAUGUUUUGCAAAUCAAUAUUAAACUGAAAAUAGUGGCACACCAACAAUACUGAAACAGGAAUAUAUUACUGUUUAAUGAAAAACACAUAGCCACGUGGCCCACCUUUGCACCAUUAGCAAACAAAGAUCUGAUGUUUUUCACAGCAGUCCAACUUUUUUUGGUUUCAGGGCUGCACAGAUUGUAUGAGUGAAGAGUUAACAAGAGCUCAACAGCUGUCUCAUGUCAGUCUCUCAAACUGUAUGUCUGUGUAUUGAUGUCUAGGCUAUCAGUGAGGUCGAACAUUGCACUCUGUACAUUUGAUCUGUGAUUGAAGUGUUUGUGCCCUGCUCAAUAAGGUCAUACAAUGGCAUUUUAGGAACGGAUGGUCGGAAAUAAUUAUCUGCCAUAUUUUUUUGAUAACAUUUUUUUUUCUUGUGAUGUGCCAUCACAUCUCUACUCGGAGAUGCAAUGGUGAGUAAAGUCAAUGCUUGUGAGUGCACACUAAACCAAGUAGAGUUUUCCAUCAAUAGUACAAUCAAAUACCAGAAGAGCUACAGAGCGUUUUUCUUUGAACCUUCGGGGUAGUUUUCAUCUACUUUGAUACGAUAAUGCUUAAGCCCACAACUGAUAUAAGUAAGGUUUAACUUAAGUAGAUUUAUCCAGCCAGACAGGAAAAAUCAACCAGAUCAAAUUGAGUUGCAUGAGAAAUUGAUUGUUUUUUGUUGCCAUAGAAGUUUGUUGAUUCAGAGUUGUCUGGAUUUACAAGGUGAAAAUUGGUCAGAGUCCAGCCAGCCAGGGUUAAAUUAUUCUGAGCUUGAGAAUAUGUUUUUAAAAGUAUGUCAGGAUUUUACACAUCCAUAGCCAUCCAUAGUGAGUUCUUAUUAUGAUCUUUUGGGUGUUGGGCAGUUUUCAUCUCAGUUUAAUCUUUAAGAUUCAUGGUGGGAAGCUUUAAAACUCUCACACUGUGAAUCAUUGACCACAGCUUUAUUUAACCUCCCAGUACUCAUCUUGUACUAAUGUGUAGGUGUGUUGUUUUUGUCUAGUGCCGGGAAACCUUGGGAACCGCCUGGAAGCUAUUAUAGACAAGCCAACAUUGGUCCACUGGAUGUGUUACAGGAAAACUGAUGAUUGGUUUCCCCUGUGGUUUGACCUCAACUUGUUCAUGCCUAUAGGUGUAGACUGCUGGAUUGAUAACAUGAGGUAUCAUCAAGUUGCUAUAUCGUCCAUAUUCUAUUUGUAUUGCCUUCUACCUUUGAAAGACCUAACAACAUUUACACUUUGUCAUGUUUUUCUUAAUGCAGUUGAUAACAGAUUUAAAUAUUAACUGAUCUUUGUUCAAAUGUUAAAUUGCAAAAUCAUUUUGUAAUGUCUGGCCUGUGUCAUUAAUGAAGUAUCCUGAUAAAAUCUUUUUCAUUGGUGAUCACUCGCAGAAUUCAGUAGUGUUAUAUGUUAUUCUGUUUGCUUAUAUUUUUCAUCAAAGCAGUCAGCAGUGUUGAAAUUUGGUGAUCACAGAUGUCUAACGUGAAUUUGAAUGUGUGCUUAAGGCUUGUUUACGACAGGACAACUCGAAAAUCAUCAAAUUCUCCCGGGGUACAGGUUCGGGUGCCAGGAUUUGGGAAGACAUAUGCCAUUGAGUUUCUAGACACAAACAAACUAGCUGGUAAGAGGGAAAAACUCCUGUUCAAUUUCGAGCAUGUUGAUUUUGGGCUCUCUAACCAUAUUCUUUGUUGAAUCAUCAAGUUGUAAAAGUAAUUAUGAAACCAGUGAUACAUAGGAUGAUGUCAAAAGUGAUGUUUAGGACUUGGCCUAAUUUCUCAUGAUUUUGCUACUCAGGGGCUUGCUACAAGGUUAUGUUACAGGUUAACACUGAAGUCCACUCUCACUUUUGCAGGUUAUCUUUUCACUAUGGUGGAACAUUUAGUCCAGGUAGGCUAUACCCGAAAUGAGACAAUAAGAGGAGCACCCUACGACUGGAGAUUAGCUCCAAGUAAGUGACAAAGCUACACAUGCACCCUCACAAACACUUUUCCUGGUGACUGGUGUGUUUCAAGAACUUCGUCAUGGUUAUGUUAUCAUAUCAGUACAGAUACAGGCUCUAAUACACUUACUUGAACAGAAUACAUAUUUGAUAUCUGUAUGAUAAAAAAAAACUCAACUCAACUCAACUUUAUUUGUUAAGCACUUUAAAUUAACCACAGCUGAACAAAGUGCUGUACAUAACUAGACAAAACAACGACAUAAAAAACAGUUAAAACAAUGGAUAAAAUAAAAGCAGAAUUAAAAAGUAAAAUAUAGUUUCAAUGUUUUUAAAAACUAAUUUAAAAACAUAGAAACAAAUAGCUGAAAACAAACCAUAAAACACUAAAACAGGAGCCGAGUCUCAUGCAGGGUUAAAAGCCAAUGAAUAAAAGUGGGUAUUAAGACGACUUUUAAAAAUGGACAGUGUGGGGGCUUGUCUAAUUUGGAGGGGUAGCUUAUUCCAUAAUUUUGGGGCUGCAACAGAAAAAGAUCUAUCCCCUCUGAGCUUCAGUUUGGACCUCGGUACCUCCAGGAGCAGCUGAUCAGCUGACCUGAGGCACCGAGCAGGGGUGUAGGGUUGGAGAAGCUCAGAGAGGUAAGAUGGAGCCAGACCAUUUAAAGAUUUAAAAACAAAUAAAAUAAUCUUAAAAUGAACUCUAAAAUGCACGGGUAACCAGUGGAGGGAGGCCAGGAUGGGAGUAAUGUGCUCCCUCUGACGUACUCCAGUUAAGAAAAAAAACAAAUAAACCUGAUUGUAUCAUUGUUUAAAACUAUGUCCUGCAAAAUCAUGUAUGGAACCAAUAUAGCUACCACUAAAACAUGAACACACAGUUGCAAUAAGACUUUUCCUUUGGCAGUCAACCAUAACUGAAAAAGGACACAAGUAAAUAAACUAAGGAAUAAAAGGCUACUCCACGUUUAAAUAACCAUCUUUUUCACCAGGGUAAACCUGGUGCUGGUUGUGGGUUUUUGAGUUUGUUUAAAUGGGGACCCUUUAAAGGGAUAUUCUGGCAUAAAUUUAAUUUCGAGUCAAACACACUGUAACACCGAGUUAGACACCUGCUCAAGAAAUAAAUGUUGCAGAGUGCAGCAGAGUUUUGCAGCUCAAGGAAGAACAUUUAUGAUUAUUACUUCAUGAAAAUACAAUCAGAGUUCUUGUGUAUCUUGUAUUAGCACUACAGAUGCGGUAGUUCUUCUGCCUUAGCGUUUCAGUCUGAUUGCAUUUUCAUGAAGUAAUAAUCAUAAAUUUUCCGCUGCACUCGGUGAUCAACUUUUCAGGGCUCCCCCAUGAACAAGCAGCUGCUGAGUUGUGUUUGGUCUCUUUGCUAAAGAAACCAGGCAAAACUAAAAAGAUGUUUGAUGGCUAGAACUAUGGCUGGGACCCCAUAUGAACUGUUGAUGAAGUUAGGUGCUGUUCUGAGCAUUAUUAGUGGCUAUAGAGUGGCUUUUUGGUUCAGGUUUGCGUGUGAAGAUGUAGACCGUUGUGUAUUGCUGUUGUGCAGUUGUUACUAAAGUUGGUAUGACUAGAGAAGCAAGCAGUCGGCAACAUUCAUCUCUCAAGGGGAUGUCAAACUCGGUGUUAUGGUGUGUUUGACCAUAACUUAUAUUUACGCCGGAAUAUCCCUUUAAGAACCAAGACCAGGAUAUCAGGAUACACACCUCUUUAAAUGUUGCAUAUUAGCCACAUGGUCAACUUUAUAUGGUAGGCUGUUUUGGCCAUUGCAGAGUUUCUGUGACUAUGUAAAUUUUUUUUGCUUCGAACCCAACAUCUGUUCUCACAUUCCUUAUCUGACAGAUGAGAAUGCAGAUUAUUUUCCAAAGCUGCAGGAGCUUGUUGAAGAGAUGUUUGACCAGUAUGAGGAGCCUGUGUACCUGCUGGGACACAGUAUGGGCUGCCACUAUGUCCUCUACUUCCUCAACCACCAGCCCCAGGCCUGGAAGGACAAGUACAUCAGAGGCUUCAUUUCACUGGCAGCUCCAUGGGGAGGUGCUGUUAAAACACUUCGAGUCCUGGCAUCAGGUAAUAACGCAGCAGAAACUGCAUAAGAUAAAAUAUGCUAAAUGCAAUGGCACUGGAGCCUGCAGGUACAACAAAAAUGCUGAUGGUGUGUAUUUGUUUUAAGUUAUGUUUUUGUUAUCUUUGUUCAUAUUAAUGCUAAAAAUCAAAGAAGCUAUUGUUAAUUUUAUGGUGCACAUACCAAUUUUGAUUUAGUAUUACACAUUUGAUUCAUUAAACCAUGAAUGUCCUACAAAACGAAACACUUUCUUUUCACAUUUGUAUUUGUUCUAGUAAUCAAAACUGUCCGUCAUCCCUGUCUGCUGUUACUGCAGGUGCAAACGAUGGCAUUCCCAUGAUUUCAAACAUCAAGAUCAGGGAGGAGCAGAGGAUGGCAACAACCAGUCCUUGGAUGCUGCCAUCUGAGGACGUCUGGCCAAAGGACCACGUGUUUAUCUCCACACCCACCUUUAACUACACCAACCAGGAUUACCAACGCUUCUUUACUGACGUCAAUUAUGAAGAUGGCUGGUACCUAUCAGAUAUAGCAUUGCUUAUUGACAAGAGUUAUUACAUUUCUGUACUCUAGAUGUGCUAUAUUUGCAAAUCAGUGUAAUUGACUCUGAAUUCUUUUAUAGACUUUUCAAUGAACAGAAGAACUGUGAAUUUAUAGCACUGCAGUUCUAUGAUAUUUUGUACUUCCUGGAGGAAUAUGGAACUGGAUCAAUCACAUUAAUGGCAGCUUUAGAUACACAUAAGUUCAGUGAUCCUUUUAAAACCUCUGUGGCUUUUUUUUUUUUUAGAGCCUUCUUUUAUCCAUAUGUGAAAGAUGGCUGUGCAAGACUAAACAAGCUGCAUCAAGCAAACAUACCGAAAUCUGCACAUCUAAACAAAACAGUUCAAAUUACAAUGUUUGUACUACAUGGAAUUGGCAAAUACACAGUUCCAGUUCUGCUGCAUUGUGUUGCUCUAAAACUGAUCAUCUUGAGGCAAAAACUUUAAACGCUUCAGCUAGGAAGUUGCUUUGACUGAGGCUCCUCUUCAGUUUUGUUCAGCUGAGGGGAACCGCAGACUCGAAUGUCAGCUUUCUGAUAAUUUACUACUUAGAAGUAGUCAGCAGAGGACAAAGUGUUAAACUUUCUUGAAUCAAAGUAUAGAUCCUCCUCGUCAAAUAUUACACCAAUACAUGUCAAUCAGUUUUUAUUUAUAUAGUGCCAAAUCACAACAAUCAUGAUCCCAAGACACUUUUCAAAGGAGCAGGUCCAGACUAAACUCAUUGUUCGACAUAUUACAAAGACCCAAACUUGAAAUGGGACAAGAUUUAACCCAUCUGAAACCAACAUGACUGAAGCGCUUUUGAGCAGAGGUGAACGUUGCACAGUCAAAUUAUUAAUGAAUUAAAGUACUGCAGUACUUGCUUUUAAAGAUACUGAAGUACUCAAGAUGCUACUUAAAAUAAUCUUGAAACUAGUUUCACAGUGAAUGUGUGCAUUUAAGAAUACACAUUCUGCCACGUUGUGUUUAUAAAAAAAAACAUCAUGUAAACUUUUAUAAAGUUAUAGUCUAUUUCCAGAGAUAUUCAGCUUUAAAAAUUAGGAACAACUAGAAAAGCACUCGGAGAGCGCAGACCUCCACCAAGCAGCUCAUGUCCCCCCUUAUAUUGUGAUUCACACCAAAACUUUUACUGUUACGUGUCUUUUAUUAACUUUUAUUUGUGUUUAAACUGGUAUGUUCACUGUUCAUAAUGUUCCUAAAACAAGAAAUGCCCUGUCCCGGAUUCGAACCCAGGACCUUCUUGCGGUGAGGCGACAGUGCUAACCACUACACCACUGUGCCGCCCAUUGGUUAUCUUUCAGCAUUGAAAAUUCCAAUGACACCCUCAUUUUUGUGUGUUCUGGAUCACAGUAUCCAGAAUUUUGUCUGGAUCAGGAUCAACCUUUGACACCUCAUAAAACUCAUUGAGAUCCUUUUGUGUCAUUUUUUACUAAAGACUCUGGUCAUUUUUAUAGAGUUAAAUGCAAAAUUCCAAAAUUUGCCCUAUCUCACAAUGAUAAAGAAUCCUUCAAAAAAUUCCUGUAUCCAGAAGGAUCACACCGGAUCACCACCAAAAUUUAAUGCGAUCCUCCUGGAGCUGAGAUGCACCUCGGGUGAAAAUUUCAGGUCAAUCCGUCUGUAACUUUCUCUGUAAAGUUGGUCACAGACAAGCAAACAAACAAACCAACGCUACUGAAAACAUAACCUCCUUGACGGAGGUUAUAACAAAAACAACCAAAAAUACCAGAUGACUGGGAAAAUUUUCACCCAGGCUCUGCACAACGAGAAAAAAAUUAAACAUUUUUCAAAUCAAGUAAUAAGUUUACUUAAAGAAUGUUAAUCAAGCAAAGUAGAGACAGUGAAAAAUUGUCAUUAAGCAAAGUACUUACAUAAAUUUACUUUGUUACUGUCCACCUCUGCAAGUAGUCAUGGGAUUUUUUAAAAAUAUAGAAAUGUGGGGAUGAAGCUUUUGAAGAUUUUUCAGGUAGAACUGUUCCAAAUAUCCUUAUUCUUUUCUUUGCAUUACAGGUACAUGUGGGAGGAUACCAAGAAUCUCACCAGGGAUCUUAUCCCGCCGGGCGUGGAGGUGUGGUGCAUGUACGGCGUGGGAUUUCCAACUCCAGUGACAUAUAUUUACGAUGAGGAUUUUCCCAAUGUGGACCCUGUAGACUUUAUUUAUGCGGACGGUGAUAACACAGUGGACAGUUUCAGCAUGAGUCUUUGUAAACAGUGGGUGGGGCAGCAAGACAAGCCUGUACAUGUAACUGAGUACCAAGGGCUUGCUCAUCUGGAUAUGGUGUUUAAUGACAAGGUGCACAACGUAAUUCAGCAGAUCCUGGAAGGCAAUUCAAACGUACCAAGUCAUAUUGAUGUCAGACCUGGAACCAAUGAGUAGAUCAUUCUCGAUUAAACCUGAAAAAAAAAUGUAGAGAUGUUAGCAAGGGGAACAGCUCUAAACCCCCCCCCCCCCCCAACCCGUAAAUAUAAUUCCUGUCUCAAGGCAAAUAAACUGUUAAUGUGUAUAGCUUUUCCUAACUUUUUAUUAUUUUGUUGUAUUUCCUUAGAUUCAAUCAUGAUCACGAUGACAAUGAAUGGCUAAGAUUCUGACACAUAUCACACCCACACUAACGAAGACUCGACUGCUCCUUCUUUCAAAUUUUGUGGUAUAUAUCUCAAACAAAACAAUGAAACAAGGCCUUGUGCUGGAACUCUUUGACAAAUGCUCUACAGUGCCCCUUAAGUUUUCAGAUAACCCUUCCUAUAUAGAGGUUAUUUUCACCUGAAUAUACAGUAUUAGCUUUACUGCAAGUUUGGCACAAUGAAAUCCACAAAAAGUUGUGCACUGAAACCAAAAAUAAGAGAGGAAGUCUGAAUUUUUUUUAAACCUGUCCUCUUGGUGAGUUCAGGGGCUCCUGUUUGAACAAACUAGUCCUGGGGAUCCCAUUUAAUCAUCUCUAAAUACAUACAGUGUAUUGAAGACAGAUUAAAGAUGUACAAGCUAUUAAAAGUGUAAAUCUUCAUUAAGGGGUGUGGCCAUUGUGAGCUCUCAAAGAUAGGUGUUUCCCUGUGAAAGUGAGGGUAGUUUUUAUCUUUGUAAAGCAUGCAUGAAUCUGAGCAAAACACAUAGUGGUAUGUUACAGGUCCACGCCCUAAUGCAUUUACAUGGUAAUAUUUGACCAUAGUUAUACUGCCCCCUAGUGGCAGGAGAAAAUAUCACACUAAGGCAUGAUGAACGUCAAUGGUAUCAUAUGAUUUCAGCUCAGAAUAUCCUUAAAAUGUUUGUUUUUUAUUGUGUGCUGCAAACAGUGAUCUGCUGUCAAAGGUUCAGGAUCUUUUUCUUUAUCUUGUAACAUUCUAGCAGGCUGUAUGCUGCAAUGUAAAAUAGGUCCCCCUGUAGGUAAGAAUUUGUUGCCAAUCAUGUAUUUUAAAUUGAGAGUAUUGUGCGUUUUUUUCACACUCUGUUCUUUCGUUCUGAUAUCUAUUUAAUCACUUUAUCCCCUCCUUUCCUUUCCCUUCUUCAUCUGCCCUCUACCCUCUCUGUAAAAAAACAGGAAACAAGGAAGGUUUCACAUAAGAAAUACACAAACAAUUCAAGUAGGGAAUAUUUUUACAUUAUUUCAGAAUCACAACACAAAAGGACUGUAAUUGACCUUUCACUCAGAGUUCAGAACUACUGCCCCCCAUCCUUUCUCCUCCAUCGCUAUCCUCUUCACUCUCUCCUUUCCUGGAACAAAAGAAUGACUACAAUUCAACACCUCAGUUAUCAGUCAGACAAAGUCUAAAUUAACUUUUGCAUUUCAUCUGAUAAAAUCAUGAAACGCAUACCUUUCACAAAAAAAACCUCUGCACCUCAUUGUUUUCUGUUCUAUCACGCCUCUAUUCUUCUUCAAUAAAAGCUCCCUGUUUUUUUCUUAUCCUCCUCAUUUUAUACAACUCCAUAUUAAACUCAUGUAAUAACUCCUCUACCUCCACCUUUUAACACUUACCUGCAGGUUCAGCUGGUCUCUACUUCCUCCAGCUCUCUACCCACCUAUCUCUCUUUCUCCUCUCCAGGUAGCCUCACAAAUCUAUCUACCAGUCUAAUAGAGAACAGGAGGCAAAUUAAAAAGUACAAAGGCAGAAACCAGAGGAAGAAUUGUUAUUACUGCAUUAAUUGUGAUGAUAAAAAUCAUCAGAUCAAAGAGUUUGAUUCCAUUGCCCUCCUGCUCCUCUCAUUUCCUUUCCCAUCCUUCCCUCUUCUUGGUCUUCCUUUUCUCUCUCUGCAGGGAAAAUUGGAAACAUGGAAAGUUGAAGUAAAAAAUACAUACAUAAAGUGGAACUAUGAUAAAGUAAAUAAUUGUUGAUAUGUACUGUUUUCCUGUGAAAACUGAAAAAAAACUUGGCCUUCCCACCUCCUUUCCUCUGCAUUUCAUAUCCUUUCCUUAUCUCUCCUUCCUUUUCUUGUCUUUGUCAGUAAAAUUUAAUUAAAGAAAGUAUAUCUUCCAAAAAACAUACAUGAAGCGAACCGUAGAGGUAUACAUCGAUACUAAACUAUGAUAAGUAAACACUCAUUGAUAUGUACCUUCUACACUGACAAUUGAAAACCUUUUGGCCCUCACACCUCCUCUCCUUUACCUCAUACUCUCCUUUCCUCUCAUCUUUGCUUUGUCUUUCCCUGAAAAUAUUGAAGUUAAAAUCUUCAUAAAAUAACAUAAAUAAAGGCUGAGUGACUGAUGUGCAGUAUUUAAUCUGAUAAAACAUGAAACACUUACCUCUGACAUAAAAAGAAUACCAUUUACAAUAAUAUCCCCACAUCUGAGCUACUUUCUUCAUCCUCAAUCUCACACACAAAUCUCCCCCUUCACAGACACACACACUUCUUGCAAACUUUUAAUUACUACACACAGUAAAAUUAAUGCAACUUCACCCCAAACUUCUCUACAAAUCAACGGCAGUUUGUUCAACUUCAGUGAAAAAAAUUCUAGUUUUAUACUUUAAAAGAGUGAAAUCACUUACCUGCCAGUUCAAUUGGUUUCCUCUUUAAC